AGGGAGGAGAAAAACAUCAAUGACGCGCGGGGCGCGUUCAAUUUGAUCUCCGACAACGAUAGCAAUAUCCUGGGCGAGAAUCACUCGAAGAUAUUUUGCGCUCGACCCGGCUCGAGAUUGUGGGAGGUGUCGGCCGACGGGGUCGUCGUGAAGACGCAUCAGUUCAAAGAGGCUCUGGCGAUUCCGCCUAUAGCAAUAUUUCGAUCGGAUAGUACCUUAGAAUCUAGUCAGGAGGAGGAGACGGAACGCGAGUGGCCGCCGCAGUCUGUUAACUUCUCGCACCUGUUUGUACUCGCACGCAAGUAUUUAUUUUCCUAUACGACUAGCGGCCUGUACGUUAUCGAUCCCGCGAACGCGAGCGUGCUGUUGUGGAGCAACGAGUACACGAAUAUCAGCAUGACGACGAUCGUGGACGAUCGAAUUUACUUGAUGACCUGUGAUAGCGAAUUUCAUUGUGUAGCAUUAACGACACUCGACAGCCUGUUACUGCGGCUCUAUUGCCGCGAGCAAUUUAGCGAGUGUCUGAACGCGUGUUUUGUAUAUAAGUCGCAACUACUGAACGCCAUCGGCACUAAGGAUAUUGUCGAGAUGUUCGAAGUGAAGGAUCUACCGCGAGACGAGAAAGCGUUGCUGCGACCAUUAAUAACGCUGCUGCAAGCCGGCGGUAAUAAUAGACCGGCCAAAUUGGACUCUGGGAUCGUAGUCGUGCACUCGGAGAAUGGUAGAUUCGCGGAUAAAAGAACCUACGGCUGUGAAACGACGUCUUCGUCGCAGUCUCCCGAGAUCUCCAGCGAUGAUUCGUCCGAGAUGCAAAUACAAUCUGGGACAGAUCAGGAAGAUCUCGCACGGGGAGAUACGCUCGGGACAGCUUCGGAGGACGUACUUGAUUCGGGAAAUUACGACGGGGAAGUGUUAGAUAUCAAAGACGACGGUCAUCGAAGAGCGGAUUUUCAGGAAAACGUCACGCACAGGGUGCAGUCCGAUUUACGCUCGAUUUACGAUCUGGCGAACAGCAUCAGACCCGGUAUGUCGGAGAAGGAAAUCGAGGAAAUUAUCUUGGAGACGGAUAAGAGGAUGAGAACUGUCAAAGACUCCUACCGAGACUCGCCCGGGCUUCAGACUUUCAUCUAUGAAGUUACUCGCGCCGCGGAAUUGCAUUACUACAACGUGUUUCUGGAAAAUGCUUUCGUGCAGUCGAUUGACUCCAUCGUCAACGAUUACGUCGUGCGGCAUUUCGCGAGAGCCUUCAUCGAGAUCAACGCGCCGACUUAUGCCAGGUGCAGCUGCGGUUAUCCCUACCCGAUGGACAAGACCGUGGAGCCCAAGUUCCUAGCGGUCGGCGAGUCCUUGAUUAAGAGAUACGCUGACGAACUGCCGAAAGAAUGUAGCAAUAUUUGCGACAAGGUACCUUACAUGUGGCGCGUGUACCUGUCCAUCCGCGUCGAGCAACGUAGCGCGCUGGACGACCUGUUAAGACAGUGCCUUCAGACCAGGGACAAUGUUGUGCUGUCGUUUCUUCUGCCGGCGCUAAAUGAGCAACAGUGGAGUUGCGUGACCAUGUGCCUGAGCGAGAUCCAGGAUGGCACUUGCCUGUUCUGCGCGAUGCCUUUGGCGAGGAAGCCCGAUUAUGACGUGCUGAUAGAUUGGAGCGGGAUUGCCAGAGAGAUCAUGAGUAGAGAGGGACCGGACGAGGCUACGGCGUUUCUGAUUAAGCUCGAGAGCAUGAUACCGGACAUUGAUUUGGACAGAAGCAUAUUCCAGUCGAUCAUAUUUACAAAAAUGCUGCAUCGCCGAGGCUUGAAGAAGUCAAUCGAUUUCAGUAAAACUAAUCAAUUAUCAUCGGAAUAUGGUACAAUUUGCUCGCCACAGAUAGGCGAACAGCUGGCGAAAGCUCUCGAGAAAGAUUUAAGGCGACCAAUAGAUAAAAAUGUGUUCGGGACAGGCGCUCAUCAUUGGGGUAUGCGUCAUAAGAUUAAAUCAUUGACGUGCCCAGGCUGCACGUUGUCUUUACAGACGCCAAUUUUGCUAGGUGACAAUGGAAUCGCGAUCUUCCGUUGCGGGCAUGCCUACCAUGUAAACUGUAUGAUAGAGAGAAAGCUCACUAGAUGCAAUCUUCAUCAGUAAAUAUUGUAAAUAAGAGUCAAAUAAAACAAAGUAACACGUACUCUAUACAUUUCUCUUAAAAUAAAGCUCUCUUCAAACGUACUUGAAUCUAUUAUUUAUUACCUAUCUAGUAGAUUUUUUUUCUAUCGCAAAUAUUUGGAUUUAUUAUCUCGGUACAUUCGUUAUCACAGUUGCAAGUUGGACAGUACAGAAGGACAUCAUAAACCGUAAGACGGAACAAAAUCGCUAUAUAAUACAAACAUUAUUAUCAUAUCGUCUCGACAGAGCCACGCAUUUUUCAAAUUGACUACUUUUGUUCGGAAUGUACCAUUUUUAUAUCGUUAUAAUUGUAAUAUUAUCAAUAAUCACAACUGCAACGACUGAUCAUAGUCUUUUCGUAUAUAGAGUUAUUAGACAUGCAUAUACAGUAAAUAAAAUAUUCUCGCACGAUCCCUGACGCCGCAUUAUUAAGUUCUUCUUGCAAGAGAUCGGGAAAAGGAAAAGUGUACAUCUAGAUUUACAUGAAUAUUACAUUAUUUGUCUUAUCACUUACCUUAUUUGACGUUAUCGAAAUACAUAUUACAAUUACACGCAUACAACGUGUAAAUAUAACUUCGUGUGCGUGGCCUAUUAUACACAUUCGGCAUUUAUAAUUCUUGCUAUGAUUUUGCAGGCUGAUCUUUAGUAAAAAAAAAAAACUCAACAUCCAGAUCGUUCGCGAUACAUUAAAUCAAGAUUUAACAUAAUUUAUAUAUUGACAUUAUUGUAAUAUAUUGCAUAUAUACUUUAGUA
Messenger RNA from Temnothorax curvispinosus, 2895 nucleotides. RefSeq names its product Hermansky-Pudlak syndrome 5 protein homolog. Gene Ontology annotation, cellular component: cytoplasm. The annotation marks the transcript as partial. Lineage: Eukaryota; Metazoa; Arthropoda; Insecta; Hymenoptera; Formicidae. The record is from RefSeq and is a predicted model, not a curated record. The transcript has 3 exons. Gene Ontology annotation, biological process: developmental pigmentation.